Molecule: messenger RNA, 1482 nt
Organism: Paraglomus occultum
Lineage: Eukaryota; Fungi; Glomeromycota; Glomeromycetes; Paraglomerales; Paraglomeraceae
Source: the annotation of a GenBank genome assembly
AUGUCUGCUCAUGCGCAAUCGUCCACGUCCACCGACAACACUCGUAGCACCACGUCUACCACUACUAAUACUAAGCACAAACCACCAGCAGUCCGAUUCAAAUCCGACUUUGGCACGAUUUCCAAUGUCUCUUCUUCUGACUCGACUUUAACCGACUCUCCGGCCACUUCAACGACCCCGCUCCUCUCAGCUAAUGCCGCGCUCCAAUUCUCGCGCCCAAAAGUGGUAACAACACCGUUGCGUACAACAAAGACUUCUCAAAAACUUGUGCUGCUUCCUGAGCAAGCAGAUAAAGUAAGUAGUGAUGCAGCAGCAACUCGUGAGGAAGAAGUGGAACCUCAGUCCCCAUUGGUUAUGCGGCCAUCGGUUGAUACAUGGGGACGUACAGAUGCUGAGAGGAUGUCGAAGGAGGCGAGGCAGAGUAGGUGUCCAAGGGUUACAGCAUAUUGUACGGCUGACGGCUACUAUUUGAAUCGCUUAAUGAAAUUUCUGAGGAAGGAACAUAAUGUUCAUCCGAGGCUCUAUGAUGAGUGUCUCUAUGCUCAAUAUUUCUUUCCUCUAACUCUCGGUAAUUCUACUCUUCUCUGCUCUUCGACUUCACGCAAAUCUUCAGAUGGACACUCAAUAAUGGACAAGAGAAUUGAUCAAUAUGAAAUGCAACCGGGCACCAGCCAAUACUUUGAUCAAUAUGAUACUGACGAGUGUACAAACGAGGCCUGCGAUCAAUCAACAGGUUCGAACAACACGACACCUAAUAAUUACGCAAUUCCAUCCCCAGAACUCAACAUUGGAGAAGUCUUCUUUUUCGACUAUGGCGUUGUCGUCUGUUGGAAUUUAACUAACGAGCAAGAGAUAAUGUUGCUUCGCGACUUGGUUACUUCGGGAGUACUCAUAAGGCCAUUGAAAGAAGUAAUAGAGCCAGAGACGUUUCAUUUUCAAUACGAUUUCAAAAGUGGACGACAGCCGAGAAUCUAUAACGACAUGAUUACGUUAAAGAGUGGAAAUCAUAUGACAAAGUUAACCAUUAGUCAUGCUAUUAGCCAGAGUACAAAACUGACCUUGUACGAGUGGCAGAUGGAAGAUACGAUAGAGAGAACAAAACCUAUUCCGAAAAUGCUUGCCGAAAACGGCAGAUUGGAUUUAGAUAGAACGACUAUCACUAAAUUCACUGGUGAGAUGUAUAAACUAAGGAUGAACGUGAAUUUGAUAUCAAAUGUACUUGAUACUCCAGAGAUUUUUUGGUCAGAGCCCUCUCUAGAACCAUUGUAUAAUGCAAUAAGAGCCUAUCUCGAAAUAUCUCAACGAACCAAAAUACUUAACGAGCGCGUCAACGUAAUAAGCGAUUUAUUAGAUAUGUUACGUAAAGAUAUUGGUGUAUCCAAUAUGAGAAGAAUCACCUGGAUUAUUAUAUGGUUAAUAGUGGUGGCAGUGUUUGUUGCAAUCGGAGAGAUUGCAACCAAAAUGUUAUACCUACGCAAAUAA